[Torrubiella] hemipterigena is the source of this 3650-nucleotide messenger RNA. Lineage: Eukaryota; Fungi; Ascomycota; Sordariomycetes; Hypocreales; Clavicipitaceae. The record is from the annotation of a GenBank genome assembly.
GGCUGGGUUGGGGAACUAAGCAGUCCGACAGUGCACUAUUGCCCACUGAAGCGCUCUAGCAUUCCGGUGGGUACAGUGGACUUCCGGUUUUCGGAUUCAACAAAAAAAGGUUGGCCUUUCCCCGCUAAGACCGACCGAGGGGUGGCGAGCUUCUGGAAGAGCAGCGGCAAGGAGUAAUCGUGUCUCUCUCUGUUUUUUUGUGUCAUAUUUUAUCUUUGCGCGAAGGUGUACCAGUUGUUCUACGUGCAACUGAAGAAGAAAUUUUGCCCCAGGAAACACCCUCAAGAUACUUUGAAGAAUGAACUUGGUCCCCGACAUCCAAAUAUUCAUUGGCUUACUCUCCCAGCUUACUUGCCUUGCUUUAACACCCUUGUUCCCGCUCACAGCUAGACACACACACACAUCUACCUUGGUUAGUGGAUAUCUCUCUGGCAGCUAGCAACAACGCGUGGCGGCCCGGUACGGGAAUAUGAGGUGUCCCACGGCCAGACUGUUAAUUUAGUUGGCGCACAUACUAAUUACGGCCUGCACAUGCCAAUCUGACGUGGAAUCCGGGGAAAUGUCUCUUGCACCCUUGGGAUCGUCCCCCGAUUUGUCCCGACGAAAAGGAAGAAAAGUUUCCCAAAAAACGCAUGUGCACCAACGCUGCGCUAGAAAGCAAGUAGCUGGCACGUUCGCUAAACAGAGUGAGGGGGAUUCAAUCUCAACCAGCCAGUAUUUCUGACAAGGGGCAUACAGGUACGCAACGGUUUAUGCAUUUUGGUUCAUGGAGAGGCAGUCAGCCACUGUCCAGCAUCUGAAAAUCAAACCGUAUCGUUAUUUCCAACACAAAGACCACGACUACGCAUGCCUACAACCCAAGGUAGACAAAAGAAUUGUGCUCUCACGCAGUACACCUACACAUAGAAAUAUGCGAUGGCAUGGUCACGCGAAUAAUCCAGCACCGCUUACCCGCCCUCUACUUAUGGCGCCCACCCCUGGCAACAGCCACUGAAACCAAAAACUGCUUCACCAUAUGCGGCCUCGCCGGCCAACUGCGGCCACCUUUGCGCGACCACCCCAAAAACUCGAAGUGUCGUCUUUAGAUGACCUAUUGGCUGCUUUACAGAUCAUAGUGAGGCUAAUUUCCUACAACCCUGGCUCGUUUCAGACUUUCCAUCCGUCGGCGCGUAAUCAGUGGUCGACAGCUCGCCUUACCACAAACCCCACCACGGCGUUUGUUAGCGCCCGCGUUCCCGCCAGGGGCAAUGAAGGACCGUAACGCCGGGUCGGUCGUUCUCGGCGGUUAAUUCCCAUACAAUUUCCCUUCGAAGGCAUUGCAAGGCAGGAUAUUUAUAGAAAAUGCUUGAGAAAAUACACCAUUGCUGGCACAGCUUGUAGCGCUUAAUUUUGCUACACAAAGAUACAAAAUGCGCGUGUGCCGUAGCUCUGUUUGGCCGACGCCAGCAACGCACUUACACAGCAUACACUUGGUCAUCAGCAACUUCCAAGUCUAAAUAUGCCGUCUAAUCACUCUUAUUCUCAGUCACACCAGCGCUGGCCCAGUGCUGAAGAUGAAGACACCGUCAUUGACCAGUCCCAAAGCAAAGGAGUCGACAGUUUGGGCCUAAACUAUAACGCCUUCCGCCCUGGAGCCAUCCCCAAACAACGACCAGCUAGUGUCGCAUCUCUCUCCACCUGCUCUACGGCAGAAGAGGAGGAAUCGUCUGAACUUUCUUCACCGGACAACUUGUCACAUCUUCGAGAACGCUUUCAACCUACAGCAUCCAAACCUACGGCUCCAUCUAAGCGAUGGUCCGCUCCGCCUCAAACAACGCCAUUACUGAGUGGCGAGGAUGAACAAGCAAUCUUUGCAAAGCACCGAGUUCUUCUAGAUGCCCCUUUGGAGAGCGAAGAGCUGGAGGACCUUUACUUCGUGGUCUCCAGAUUUGCUCCACCAUCUUUCCGCUUUGAAAGGGAAUGCCUCAGCGAAAUAGGCCGCAUCAAGGCCUUUCUCACAACUGAUACUCCUCAUGCUCGUCGGUUAAAGCUCUGGUGGGACACUCAGGCUACGCCUGAAGAGCAAGCACUGGCCCCCCGAGAGUUUGUCAAACUACGUUGGCAACGACUUGGUGUCUGGGACCCCUCAUGGGACAUACAGUCACCAAAGAAGAGCAAGAAAAAGGUUCGCUUUGCUACACCAGCGAGCAAAUGGGAGUGGAAAUGGCAACCAGAAAGCGGCAUUGACUCUCGAAGCGACAAGGAGUUAUUGGAACAAAUGCUCCAGUCGCGUCGUGACCUGUGCUACGGAGAGCACCGCCCCGUUACGCCUCGCGCCGAUCUUGCACCGGACGCUAGUCGUGCUCAGUGGCUUUCUUUCCUCUCCUCGCGCCCCUGGUUUACUUACUAUCUUGAAAUUGAAGAAGAGAGCUUACGCCUGGAGCGUCUUCCUGAAGAAGAGUUGGCCAAAAUCACUAGCACUGCGCCGUCUCGUGUUCGAAGCAGGUGGCAAGCCUUGGGUAUCUGGGAUCGCAACUGGGAGGCUUUUUGUUCCAAAGAUACGAAAUCACCUUAUCCCGGCUGGAAAUGGCGCUCAGAAACACCCGAGAGUGACCCAACACUACUGUGCCAACUCUUCUGCAUGAUGACGGCUCGGCCACAACUUGAUAUGGACGUUCCCAAGGAAAACAAUCCCAUUCCUUCUGGUGACCGUAUCUGGCGACUGCCGCCGAUAUCCAGCUCGGAUGAGGUCCAUGUCAUGUUCAAGGAAGGUGAUUUCGCCAACUUGAUUGUUAUUGUCGCUUCGCCGGACGAUGAUGGACGCAUCAAGAAGACUCGCUACGUGACCCGGCCCGGUGACGAAAGUGGUCCGCUGCCCCCGGGACCCAAAAAAGCAUAUUCCCGUCGCGAAAAGAGGUCCAAAUCGCCACCUGAGAUGUCUUCUAAAGGGAAUGACUUCAAGGACAAGGAAAACGACUACAGAGACAAGGCACAAUGGGCUUUGAGUCCGCGUCCGCCUAGCCCUAGUCCUCCCCGCCGAAGCCAUAGCCCGGAGCCCCGUGCCAAACGUCGCGAGACUUCUCCCCGAUAUUAUAAGAGCAACCGCGGAAGUCACAGUCGCAGCAGAAGCAACAGUCCUCCUCCUAGGGAUAUCAGUCCACCUGAGAGUCCUCUGUUGGACACGGCUCGGGCUGAGGAGACAACAGCACCUUCGGCGUUAAAAUCUUAUCCUGCUAGAAUCGCUCUUAGUCCUAGAGUCGUCGAAGCCAUUCCACCGGAGGAUAUGUUCCGACGGAGACGCAAGAGAAAGUCUUCUGUCUUUGAGCCAUCAAAUCGAUGGUCAAGGCUGCUGAGUGACAGGAGUAGUAGGCAUGAUUGGGACACAGGAAGCCUGGAUAGGUGGUAUGGAGACAAGGGGUAUAGUAAGAGGAAGUUCAAAAAUUGGUUGAAAUAGACGAGUUACGAAUAAAUAAUGACAAUGAAUUAUGUAAAAGUUCUACACGGGAUGCCUUACUCAGGCUACACUAAGCUCUAACCUGGCGCUUUGAAACGGGUAUAUUACCUAGCAAGCCAUACAUGGGCAAAGGCCAUUAACGCAUAUGAUUUAUAUUUAAAAAAAAAACCAUAACAAUCUAAUGCAUAUAGAUACAUAAUUUCUUUGCUGUAAACAU